AGGGACGCCGUCCGACUUCCGGUGAUGAUGUUCAUCCACGGCGAGUCGUACGAGUGGAACUCUGGCAACCCUUAUGACGGCACCGUUCUCGCCUCCCUCGGAAACGUCGUGGUGGUCACCAUCAACUUCAGACUGGGCAUCCUCGGUUUCCUUCCGGCAAUGGAGAACAGCGCGCGUGGCAACAACGGCCUCAUGGACCAGGUGGCUGCCCUGCACUGGAUCCAGGGCAACAUCGCCGAGUUCGGCGGAGACCCACGCAAUGUCACCAUCUUCGGGCACGGCACCGGAGCGGCCUUCGUCAACCUGCUCAUGCUCACGCCCAUGGCAAGAGGACUGUUCCAGCGCGCCAUCAUGAUGUCUGGUUCGGCGCUGAGCCCCUGGGCGCUGGCGAGGGACGCUCCUCGGCACACGCUGCACGUGGCCCGCGCCCUGGACUGCCCGACCGAGGAGAGUCAGGGCCUCGUCGAGUGCCUGCGCGUCCGGCCCGUGGCCGACAUGCUGCGCGUGCCCCUGGCCGUGCCCGACCACUUGAGCGCCUUCGGCCCCACCGUGGACGGCAUCGUGCUCGUCGCCGAGCCGCAGGCGCUCAUGGAGGACUUCAACACGCAGUACCGCAACUACGACGUGAUGCUGGGCAUGUCCCGCUUCGAGUCGUACUUCUUCAUCACGGCAUCCGAAGAGAAGUACGGCAUCGAGGUGGACCGCCGGGACCGCAUCCUGCGCACCCUGGUGCGCAACCUGUACUCCUACCACCAGCAGGAGAUCUUUCUCACUAUCGUCAACGAGUACACCGACUGGACCAGGCCCUUCCAGCACCCGAUGAACAUCCUGGACGGCACGGGCGAGGCAGUGGGCGACGCCCUGGUGGUGGCUCCGCUGGUGCGCGCCGCCAAUCUUCACGCGCAGGUGUCUCCGUCCACGUUUGUGUACGUGUUCGGCUACCAGAGCGAGGCCGGGGACUACCCUAGCCGCCUGGGCUGUAUCCACGGCGAGGAGCUGGCCUACUUGUUCGGAGCGCCACUGGUCACAUCACUAGCCCACUUCUCCAAGAACUACAGCAAGGCCGAGCAGUCCCUCGCGGAGGCCACGGUCACCUUCUGGACUAACUUCGCCAAGUUUGGGGAUCCGAGUUACGUGCCGCACGAUGGUGAAGUGCACGGCGACCGUGGGAAAGGUCGUUUUGAGCGUCUCGUGUGGCCACAGUACGAGGCCGCUCACCAGAAGUACCUCCUCAUUGGUAUGAAGCCUAAGGUGAAGGACCACUACCACGCGCACCGCCUGUCCCUCUGGCUCCACCUGAUCCCGCAGCUGCACCGGCCCGGUGGGCCGGAGGUGGUACCGGCACACCACCUGCUCGACGACCACGACAACCCGCUCAGCUACGACGGCAAUGUGCGGUCCUCAGAUCUGUCUCCGCUCACGACGUCCACCGUGCCGAGCAGCAGCACGGGAGUCGUGAGCAGCAGCAGCAGCGGGGCCGGGCUGCCUCAGCACCCGCUGUCCCCAGCGGGACUGCAUCCCGCCACGCAGGGCAACGACAGCAUGUCCUCCCCGACGUCCUGGCCCCCCGGCGCGGCCCCGGGCCUCGAGGCGACCCCGACCUCGAACCCGCUGAACCUGUCCGACUCGAUGAUGGUGCUGCUCCAGUACGGCGGCUACUCGACUGCGCUGAGCGUCACGAUCGCCGUGGGCUGCUCGCUGCUCAUCCUCAACGUGCUCAUCUUUGCCGGUGUCUACUACCAGAGGGAUAAGACCAAGCUUGAGGCUAAGCUGCACAAGCGGAACUACAAGGUCGGCAAGCCCUCCGAGGUGGACCUGUCCGGCGGCGCCCCUGCAGCGCCGAGCAAGCAGCAGCUGGCCCUCCGCGCCCCGCCCCCGUCGCCCGUGGGGGCCUCGUCGGCCGCUCCGGGGGCCGCCCAGUGCCCCUCGUCGGUCGGCCCUCAGGGCAUGCUCGUGGCCAACAACACGAGCCACAGCCACCUGGCGGCGGGAGGCUGCCCGGACCCCCGGCUGGUGGCUGCCACCCUGCCCCCCAAGGUACCGCCCAAGCCCCCGGUCAAGGCUCUGCCCGAGGCGCAGCCCCUGCUCGCCGCGCAGGGUGCCAGCGCCACCCUGGGCAGGGUCGUGCUCAGGGGCGCGCACAACAACAAGAUGCACGACGGCGUCGUGUGA
Molecule: messenger RNA, 2172 nt
Organism: Ixodes scapularis (black-legged tick)
Lineage: Eukaryota; Metazoa; Arthropoda; Arachnida; Ixodida; Ixodidae
Product: neuroligin-4, Y-linked
Exons: 9
Coding region: 25-2172 (715 amino acids)
Biological process (GO): neuron cell-cell adhesion; synaptic vesicle endocytosis; presynaptic membrane assembly
Cellular component (GO): postsynaptic membrane; synapse; cell surface
Molecular function (GO): signaling receptor activity; neurexin family protein binding
Source: RefSeq, a predicted model, not a curated record